UGUUCGCAGUGUCCAAUAGGAACGUACGUUGUCGAAACGUGUAGCAAGUCCAAGGAUACUGUGUGCAGGGAAUGUCCAGCAGGAAGUUAUUCCGCUCGUGAAAAUUCUUCGCGUUGUCUUCGAUGUACGGAUUGUGCCGAUUACGGAAUGUCAAAUGUCACAGAAUGUAAUGAGACGAAAGACACUACAUGCGGUUGUCCUGAAGAUACGUACUCGAAAAACGGAUCAUGUGUGCCGUGUUCGAAAUGUCCACCAGGAAAGCAGGUAUCCAAGACAUGCGGACACCAUUCUGAUACGGAAUGCAUGACGUGUCGACGAGGAUCGUUCUCGAAUCAAGAAAAUACCAAGACCUAUUGCGAAGCCUGUCAUGUGUGU
This is a messenger RNA of Lottia gigantea (owl limpet), 375 nucleotides long. RefSeq lists its product as hypothetical. The annotation marks the transcript as partial. The transcript has a single exon. NCBI's taxonomy places the organism in Eukaryota, Metazoa, Mollusca, Gastropoda, Lottiidae. The record is from RefSeq and is a predicted model, not a curated record. Gene Ontology annotation, molecular function: protein binding.